Molecule: messenger RNA, 1407 nt
Organism: Diuraphis noxia (Russian wheat aphid)
Lineage: Eukaryota; Metazoa; Arthropoda; Insecta; Hemiptera; Aphididae
Gene: niki
Product: nimA-like kinase
Biological process (GO): protein phosphorylation
Molecular function (GO): protein kinase activity; ATP binding
Source: RefSeq, a predicted model, not a curated record
AUGGGCCAAGGACGUCCAAGAACUUCAUUUGUCAAACAAAUGAUUUCCGAUGCUAGACUAUCAAGCUACGCCGAACUGAAGAGAAUUGGUUUCAACCGUAACAACGCACGUCCCAGAAGAAUUAUAGUUAAAUUCAUAAAUCACCAAGAUAAAAUAAAUACACUUAAAGCUCGACAAUCAAAAAGAAAUUUUUCUACUAAGGAAAUUGGUAUACAGCYWGAUAUGCCUAUUUACAUUAGAGAAAAUUUAACAACAAAAARUAACAAGCUAUUCAAAGAAGUUUUGAAUGGUGAUAGUGUAAUUGACGAUCCGGAUAUAAAUUAUUUUCUGAAGUCGUUGUCAGAUUAUUGUCAUCGUGGAUCAUCGAGACUGGACUUUUUCAACAGUUGUUUGGCUUCGAGUUGUGUCAAAUACCAAUUGUGCUUAGCCCUGCGACAUUUGACUCAGUGCGAUGUAGGCAUAUGGUCCGAUCUAAUGGGAGAAGAAUGUAAUGGUGAAUUAUAUUUUAGUUCUUCUGAUAUACGACCUACCAAGACUGCUUUAGAUGGGUAUCAGCGAAUUCGAACUGUUGGGAAAGGAGCGUUUGGAGUGGCCACUUUGUACCGAAACACAAAUAAAAAUAAUUUAGUUGUAAUCAAACAGAUAAACAUGCUAGAUAUGACUGCACAAGAGAGACAGCUAGCUUUGAACGAAGCUAAAGUCUUAUCGUUACUCAGCCAUCCACAUAUAAUAAGUUAUUAUGGGAGUUUUGAAAUGGACGGUGUUCUCAUGAUUGAAAUGGAAUAUGCAGAUGGUGGUACUCUAGCAGAGUAUUUGAUCGGUCGUAAUACCAAUUUAUUACCCGAAAGACAAAUUUUAGAAAUGUUCUUACAAAUGUCUGAAGCAAUUCAAUGCAUUCAUCAACGUAAUAUUUUACACAGAGACUUAAAGACAACAAAUGUUUUUCUAACAAAAAAACGUCAAAUAAAGUUAGGAGAUUUCGGUAUUUCAAAAAUAAUGACCACGAAGUUACAAGCGUUAACAGUUGUUGGAACACCAUACUACAUAAGUCCAGAAAUGUGUGAGGGUAAACAAUAUGAUCAGAAAUCCGAUAUUUGGGCAUUGGGUUGUAUAUUGUACGAGAUGGCGAGUCUUCAGCGUACUUUUGAUGCUUCCAAUUUACCGGCACUAAUUCAUUUUAUAACAAAAGAACAUUUUGCUCCAAUACCAUUGUGUUAUUCAUUAAAUUUAAAAAAAUUGGUGAACGAUUUACUGCAAAAAGAUCCACUCCGAAGACCCAGUGCCAAUUAUUUAGUCGAAACAGUGCCUGAUUUUAUUGAUUUUAUAACCGAUUCUAAUUGGGUUCAUGAAAACAGUGAAUUCGAAUCAAAUAGYGAAGAUUUACUAARCAGUAAAAUCUCUUUAUAA